AUGAAUGAAGAAAAUACACUUUUGGAUCGGAUAAUUUUUAAUCCGGUUUUGUGUGAGAACUGGAAAUACUUUAUGGAAGGAGCAGCCUAUCACCUCGCUAAUUUAUUCUUCCUCCUUGGCUAUAUGGGAGGUAGUGGAAUCUUUGGUGCCAUCUAUAUUUUUGGGUUGUUGUUCAUUGGCUUUCUUUGCUCUGUUGUAUGGGGAUGGUUCAACGCUUGUGGAUUGGACAUCGUCAUUUGGAAUGUGCUUUUAUUUCUGAUCUGCUUGUUUCAGCUAGCACAUUUAAUUUACCAACUCCAUAAAGACACAUUUUCUGAAGAAUUUGAUCUCCUGUACAAACAAAUUUGCCAGCCUUUGCAAGUGCCUCUCCAAACUUAUAAAGAAAUAAUCAAGUGCUGUGAAGAACAGGUCUUGCCUUUGGCCAAAGAUCAAACCUAUGCUGUGGAGGGCAAGACAUCCAUAGAUCGUUUGUCCUUCUUGCUGUCUGGCCGGGUUAAAGUAAGUCAGGAUGGACAGUUUUUACAUUAUGUUUUCCCAUAUCAGUUCUUGGAUUCCCCAGAGUGGGAAUCAUUGCGGCCUUCUGAAGAGGGAACAUUUCAGGUAACUUUGACAGCAGAGAUUGACUCCUCUUUUAUCACUUGGCAAAGGAAGAAGCUCUAUUUGCUUCUGGCUAAGGAGCACUAUAUUGCUCGUCUCUUCUCUGUCCUCCUUGGCUAUGACAUCUCAGAAAAGAUCUAUGCCUUGAAUGAAAAGCUUUUUGCGAAGUUUGGCCUCCAGUUUGACAUCCGCUUACCCAGCCUCUAUCAUGUCUUAGGACCUGCUUCAGACACAGAGGUGGAAAAGGCAGAGUAUGAAGAGCCAGUAAUGCCUAUAGGUGGUUCACCUGCAAUUGGCCAAACAGCUCCUGUGGUUCCUUGCCCUGUGUCUCAUUCUACUCAUCCUAGGAAAUCUCGGCCUGAUAGUGACCUGUCUGGUGAGGACUCUACCAGUCUUGUAUUGGAAGAUUUUGCUGAGUUGACAGGGUCUUUUAUGGACUAUAUGAGUGAAGGGGAGUAUUUGAAAUGAGUAACAUGGGCACACAUCACCCUGGAUAACUUUGGGAAACCACCUGAGGACUAAUCAUCCUGCCCUUGCAAAAGGACGAGCCCCUCUGGCUCCAACUCAGAC
Messenger RNA from Thamnophis sirtalis, 1167 nucleotides. RefSeq names its product popeye domain cAMP effector 2 (gene POPDC2). Gene Ontology annotation, molecular function: cAMP binding. NCBI's taxonomy places the organism in Eukaryota, Metazoa, Chordata, Lepidosauria, Squamata, Natricidae. The record is from RefSeq and is a predicted model, not a curated record. Gene Ontology annotation, cellular component: sarcolemma. Gene Ontology annotation, biological process: heart development; skeletal muscle tissue development; striated muscle cell differentiation.